Messenger RNA from Ornithodoros turicata, 708 nucleotides. RefSeq lists its product as uncharacterized. The coding region runs from base 1 to 708 and encodes 235 amino acids. The record is from RefSeq and is a predicted model, not a curated record. Lineage: Eukaryota; Metazoa; Arthropoda; Arachnida; Ixodida; Argasidae. The transcript has a single exon.
AUGGACCGACUGCUGGGAUCUAAACGAUCAGCCCGACGAGCACAGAACACAAAGCUCGUCAACGAGGUGGAUGCCCUGCUCAAACAAUCGGAUGUCACCGAGACGGCUUUCAUCGCCUUCCGGGAUCGACUUACCGCAAGCAACGACCCGCUCAAGCAGCUCAACGUACAGAUCGAGCCCCACCUUGCGAACGACGAGCUCGAAGCGGAAUUUACAACUGUAAACGACUACGAGGAUCAAUGUGUGAAAGUUCUCAGCGAGAUACGGAGUAGACUUGCGUCUCUACAAGCGUCAACGGGUGAACCAUCAACUCAGGGGCCGACGACCCAGCGGGAAACGCCUUACAACGGUGGUGUGAAACUCCCCAAGCUGCAGAUGAUGCAGUUCAAGGGAGAAUUAGCACAGUUUUGGGAGCAGUUCGAAGCGGCUAUUCACCAGAACGAAGGCUUGUCCCCGGUGGAGAAAUUCCAGUAUUUCCGUUCUCUGCUGAUCGGGCCUAUGAUGACGGACAUCCUCCUUGCAGCACUUCCGCCCGACAUCGUUGUGGAAUACCACCGCGGGGCAAGCAACGACCCACACGGUUCAGAACUGCGUGAGGAUGACUCUGCUACCAUUGUGUCACAAUCUUCCGCGGAAACCACGUCCGAAGCCUCCGAAUCGUCGAAAGAGAUGUCGGGGCUCUUGAACUUUUUUGCGCAUGGACGUUGA